Molecule: messenger RNA, 1762 nt
Organism: Cydia pomonella (codling moth)
Lineage: Eukaryota; Metazoa; Arthropoda; Insecta; Lepidoptera; Tortricidae
Exons: 1
Coding region: 224-1762 (512 amino acids)
Source: RefSeq, a predicted model, not a curated record
GUAUGUGGGUACUUAGCCAAAUAUAUUAUAUUAGCUAACAUAUAAGUGGGUAGCACUAGAUUUCUUUGUCUCGAUUAAAUACUGUAACGAACGGACGUGUGUUAUUUCUGCAACCCUUAGUCGGACGCCACCCCCUUCAUCCCUAUUUCUCAGUGGCGACGAGUCGUUCGGACCUUUUGUGCGUGUACUGUGCGUGUUGUGUUGGUGAAAAAAAAAAAUAACAAUGUCAAUCGGCAAAAUAGGCGAGUUUAAGAUCGCGUCGGACAAUUGGCGGUUAUAUGUAGAACGACUUGAACAGUAUUUCUUGUGUAACAACAUUAAAGCUGAGUUGCAAGUGCCUACGUUAGUGACCGUGAUUGGUGCCGAGUGUUAUGAGCUCCUAGUCAACUUAUGUACACCGGAUAAACCUACUUCAAAAACAUUCGCCGAACUAACUACCAUUUUAGAAAAACAUCUGCAACCGAAACCCAGUGUUCUUGCAGAACGUUAUAAAUUUAGGCAUAGAAAACAAGGAGACAGUGAAUCGAUGUCUAAUUACGUGGCAGUUUUGAAAAGAAUGUCUAAGACGUGUGAUUUUGGGGCGUGGCUCGAAGAAAGUUUAAGGGAUCAGUUUGUAUGUGGAAUUCACAGCGAGACCAUUCGACAAAGGCUUUUUGCUGAAGAUAAGCUAGAUUUCACUAAAGCUUUUAAUCUGGCAGUUAGUAUGGAAGCGGCUGAGAAGGACGCCGCUAUGGUCGAGGGGUCGCGAAAGCCUGCUAGCGACGGGACAAGUGCGGCGGCGUCUUGUCAAGCGAUAUCGGCGAGUUCGUCACGACGCAGGAGCGAGGCGGCGCGGGGAGCAUGGCAACCGCGGGGCGCAGAGCGAGGCGCCAGCGCUGGUCGUGGUGCUCGCGCCAGCGGCUGGCAGGCGGCGGCGUCGGCGGGAAAACGGCGUGACACACACUGUAACGCUUGCGGCGGGACGCACGGCACGGAAACCUGCCGAUUUACCCGUUACGUGUGCAAGGUGUGCAACAAGCAGGGACACUUACAGCGGGUGUGUCCAUUAAUGGUGGAUACUCACAGCGUGGACGUGAUGAACAUGGCCAGUCAGCGGGAAACAUAUAGUGAGAACAGUGACAUGAGUGACGAGGUAAUUAUCAUACAUGUUAAUAACUUAAGGGCAGAGGAUUACAAACCCAUUUUUAUGAAAAUAAUUGUGCAGGGCAUUGACCUUGACAUGGAAUGUGAUACAGGCAGUGCGAUAUCAUGCGUUAGCAAAAAAGUUUACGAACAGUUGUUUUCUCAGUUAAUACUAGAGGAUAGUAAUGUUAGAUUACGUUAUUAUACUGGAGAGCUUGUAAAACCGGUGGGUGUAGUGAAACCACUGGUAAAAUAUAAAGAUAGGCAGGAAUAUUUGGAGAUGUAUGUAAUCGAAAAUGCUAAAUCCAUAUUGAUAGGUAGACAAUGGCUGGCGGAAUUAAAUAUACCAAUACCUACGCCAUGCAGACCGCGCAGUGUGAAUAGUACUGAGGUAAAUGACAAUGAGUUUAACUUGGCGCAUUUCAGUUCCAGAUUUUGUGACGUGUUCGCGGAUGGUCUGGGGCGGUUUACCGGCGGUCGCGUGAGCAUCCACCUGCGGGAAGGGGCGCGGCCGGUGUUCCUGCGCGCGCGGCCCCUGGCGUACGCGCUGCGCGCGCCGGUGGAGCGCGCGCUGGAGCAGCUGGUGCGCGACGGCGUACUCACCCCCGUCGACCGCUCCGACUGGGCUACCCCCAUAUAG